UGCUCACCGACAUUGUCCCAGUCGAUACAGUCCGCGACAGCAUAUCAGGCCGCCCGAACCCGCUGCCGCUGCGACUCAGCGCGCUGCCUGCGGUUGUCUGUAAACAUCAUGUCCAAAAAUACAUUGGCACCCUUCAGGUCUCGGUGGAUCACGCCACGGAUCAUGGAAGUACUUUACGCCCUCCACUAUCGCUCGGAACAGCCGGAUGUUCAGAAUCGGGUCAAUAAGCCUGUCAUGCUCCAGCACGCUGAUCCACGGACUCGCCAUCGAUUGUAUGCUCAUCGCCCGCUCGUGCCGCUCAGCUAUGCGCUAGAUUGCGCUGGCUCAGGUACUCUUGCAGUGUCGUCUGGCACAGCUGCAUCUGCACAAACAAUGUUGUCUCCACCACGAAAUUUUGCGCGAAAUCCAGCCCGCCGCUCUGGCUCGGCAUCGACCGUGGGAUCACCCCGGGUCCCAUGCUGUAGUUCGAGUCCACAUCUAGAAGCGGCUGCCCCUGCGGAUUACUCAGCCGCGAUCCCUGCCGCCGAUGCUGCCGGCCGAUACUCCUGCGAGCGGCCGCUUGAUCGGAAUUGGCUGCGGCGCUUGAUGAUGCUUGCCGGCCCAAUAUCUUCCUGGCCCCGACUGCAGUGAGCUGAACUGCCAUGCCCCUUGUUGCUUGGACAAGUGUCCAGAUGAGCUGCUCUCGGGCCAUUGCAUCUUAAACACAGACUCGUCCUCCUCGAAUGAGACAAUAUCAAGCUCAGACUCGGCGCAGUCGCACCCGGCGUCAUCAGCAAACACGACUCCAUCGCUGCAGCUGCUCAGACUGUAGUUGCUUUAGCUCCUCAUCGCCAUUGCCAUC
Linderina pennispora is the source of this 841-nucleotide messenger RNA. RefSeq lists its product as uncharacterized. The coding region runs from base 109 to 630 and encodes 173 amino acids. The transcript has a single exon. Lineage: Eukaryota; Fungi; Kickxellomycota; Kickxellomycetes; Kickxellales; Kickxellaceae. The record is from RefSeq and is a predicted model, not a curated record.